Osmerus eperlanus (European smelt) is the source of this 3007-nucleotide messenger RNA. RefSeq names its product BTB/POZ domain-containing protein 9-like. Gene Ontology annotation, biological process: circadian behavior; adult locomotory behavior; modulation of chemical synaptic transmission. The record is from RefSeq and is a predicted model, not a curated record. Bases 206 to 2050 code for a protein of 614 amino acids. Gene Ontology annotation, cellular component: cytoplasm. NCBI's taxonomy places the organism in Eukaryota, Metazoa, Chordata, Actinopteri, Osmeriformes, Osmeridae. The transcript is spliced from 11 exons. Gene Ontology annotation, molecular function: protein binding.
UAUGACCUUUUCGUGUUGUGGUGGUGGAGGUGCAGAUGCUGAAUUUGACAUCUUAUUUAGUAUAACAACGAACCUGUGAAAUAUAUAUAAUACAUUUGGACUAAAUAUUUUGGAAAUAAACAUUGUCUAUAGACAAAAGUAAGUCGAACGAAGAAGGAGGACUCGUCGAUUGAGUUGCCUGAUGUGAUUGUGGAAUACUAUUAUAAUGAGUAAUAGUCACCCCUUGCGUCCACUGGCCUCCGUUUCGGAGAUCGAUCACAUCCACCUGCUGUCAGAGCAGCUUGGGGCGCUGGUGCCAGGUGAAGAAUACAGUGAUGUCACGUUCAUUGUGGAAGAGAAACGGUUCCCAGCCCACCGCGUGAUCCUGGCCGCGCGCUGCCACUACUUCAGGGCUCUUCUGUAUGGUGGGAUGAAGGAGUCCCAGGCGCUGGCAGAGGUGUGUCUGGAGGAGACCCGGGCUGAGGCCUUCUCCAUGCUGCUGCACUACCUGUACACAGGCCGAGCCAGCCUCAGCUCCGCCCGCGAGGACGUACUGCUGGACUUCCUGGGCCUGGCGCACCGCUACGGCCUCCAGCCACUAGAGGACUCCACCUCCGAGUUCCUGCGCACCAUCCUGCACACGCACAACGUGUGCCUGGUCUUUGACGUGGCCAGUCUGUACUCUCUGAGCACGCUCAGUGCUGCCUGCUGUGGGUAUAUAGACCGGCACGCCCCCGAAGUCCUGGCGUCAGAUGCCUUCCUCACGCUCUCCAAGACGGCUGUUUUGACCGUGGUGCGGAGGGACUCUUUUGCCGCCAGUGAGAAGGAGAUCUUCCAGGCGCUGUGUCGCUGGUGUCGCCACAACGGAGAGGGGGCCGCCACCCAGGAAGUGAUGUCAGCCGUGCGGCUGCCUCUCAUGAGCCUGACGGAGAUGCUGAACGUGGUGCGCCCCUCCGGCCUGCUCAGCCCCGACGACCUUCUGGACGCCAUCAAGAUCCGCUCAGAGAGCCGGGACAUGGACCUCAACUACCGCGGCAUGCUCACCCCGGAGGAGAACAUCGCCACCAUGAAGUACGGUGCCCAGGUAGUGAAGGGGGAACUGAAGUCUGCCCUGCUGGACGGGGACACCCAGAACUACGACCUGGACCACGGCUUCUCCAGGCACCCCAUCGAGGACGACGGCCGAGCUGGGAUCCAGGUGAAGCUGGGUCAGCCCUCCAUCAUCAACCACAUCCGCAUCCUGCUGUGGGACCGAGACAGCAGGUCGUACUCCUACUACAUUGAAGUGUCUAUGGACGAGCUGGACUGGGUGCGCGUGGUGGAUCACUCCAAGUACCUGUGUCGCUCUUGGCAGAACCUCUUCUUUACUCCUCGUGUGUGCAGGUAUGUGCGCAUCGUGGGGACCCACAACACUGUCAACAAGGUCUUCCAUCUAGUGUCUUUUGAAUGCAUGUUCACCAACCGUCCCUUUACCCUUGAAAAGGGUCUUCUAGUGCCCAGUGAGAACGUGGCCACCAUUGCAGCCUGCUCUAGCGUGGUGGAGGGCGUGAGCCGCAGCAGAAACGCCCUGCUCAAUGGAGACACACGCAACUAUGACUGGGACUCAGGUUACACCUGCCACCAGCUGGGCUCUGGGGCUGUAGUCAUCCAGCUGGCCCAGCCCUACACCGUAGGCUCUUUGAGGCUGCUACUGUGGGACUGUGAUGAGCGUUCCUAUAGUUACUACAUCGAGGUUUCCACCAACCAGCAGCAGUGGACAAAGGUGGUGGAUCGCACCAAGGUGGCAUGUCGAUCUUGGCAGACUCUCAAGUUCGACCAGCAGCCUGCCUCCUUUAUCCGCAUUGUGGGAACUCAUAACACAGCCAACGAGGUAUUUCACUGUGUCCACUUUGAGUGUCCAGCCCAGUUGGACACGGAUGUUAAAGAGGGAAGUCCAGGACAGGAGGCUCCAGAGUCCGGCUCCACGCAGCCUCGACCUCCCCGGCCCUCACGCUCCCACAGCCUGCUCCCCUCCCAGGCCUCCUCCUCCUCCCCCUCCUCUCCCUCCUCCUCCUCACAGCCACAGCACUAGGACAAGUCCUCACUAUUCUCUUGGAGGAAAAUGCAAGACGUCAUUUUUGCACAGGCUUUUACCAGCCAGAACAUGCUGCUAAAAGCAAAUAUUUUGAUAAUAACACAAGUCUAUAGCUAUCUAGAAAAAUGUUAACAAGAAUUGUACAUUGAUUGCGGCAGUUUUUAGACUCCAGGGGGCUCCAGUCCUGUCUGAUUUGACACAGAAUGAAGAGAAAGAUGUUUAUAGAAUACAAUGAAUUUAUACUUUACUGUGAAGAUACUUGCUCACAUUUGAGGCCAGUGCAAGGGCACUACUAGGCGCUUCUCAGUGUCUGUACUGGCCUGGUACUAUUACAGCCAGGAAGUCUAACUGUCCAAAAAGUAACUAGUAUCACAAUAGUGAUGUUGGCAAUAAUGCUACCUAAUCUUUUUUCCUGAGACUGUAAAUAAACUGUAACUGUAACGAUUAGCAUUUACAAAUAGUUCAACUCUUUGUUUAUACUUUUUGUGAAAUCUAUGAUAUUAAAUAAUUUAUUGGCACUUGUUAGAAUCAAAGUGUUGCCGAGGAAGUCACACCUUGAGUGUGUUGGUCAAAGGCUUAACCCAACCUGUAUUGACUAUAUGUGGCAAAGCACUUGAAUGUUUUGCUUCAAAAGGUAAUGAAGUAAUUCGCACUGUUAUUGGAUUGGAGAGAAGUGUGAACCAGAUUAUGCACUGGAGCUGAGAACAUAUAUUUGAACACUCUUUACUAAGAGCAGCUGAUAUUUGGCACUUUAACCCUCGUGCUGCCUUCGGGUCACGAACCAUCGUUGUGUUUACCCAAUUUUACCCAAUACAAAAACAAAUUAAAAUAAUUUUCUUUUAACCUUUGCAAUGUGGGGGGUCUGAGACAGCCCAACGGUUAAAAGAAAAUGCUUCACUUUGUCUUUGUAUGCGGUAAAUCUGUCGCAAUACGACGGUGGGUCACAAUGACUGA